Molecule: messenger RNA, 675 nt
Organism: Blepharisma stoltei
Lineage: Eukaryota; Ciliophora; Heterotrichea; Heterotrichida; Blepharismidae
Source: the annotation of a GenBank genome assembly
AUGGUCUUUUAUGCAUUACUAUGGUACUUUCUACUUAAAGUCAACAGCUUGACGAUGGAAAGAAUUCCUUCCACAAGUACUCCUCCAGAAGCAAGAUCUUUAUGUGUCAUGGAAACUUUUCCAGACCUUAACGUAACUAUUGUUUUUGGUGGCUACUCAGAUCCCAGGAAUGCUUUUAAUGACCUAUGAAGCUUCGACUUGCAAAGAAAAGCCUGAAGCCAGCUUGCUGCUUCCAAUGAUAUUUACCCUAGUAACUUUUAUUUAGCUUCUCGCUAUAACGGAGGCUCAUUCACAAGUUGAAGUGAGCAGUACUUCUAUAUUUUUGGUGGAAUGUCUGUAUCUGGCCCAUUAAAUGACUUGUGAAGAUUCCAAGUAGAUGGGUUUUUAUGAACCCAAAUAAUCACAUAUGGGGAUAUUCCUUCUCCUCGUCUAAAAUUUGGAUAUACAGCUUUCACUCAAGAUGAUAUUUUAAAAUUCGCAGUAUUCGGAGGGUUGACUAUGAAAGGAGAUGACAAUGGUCUUUAACAAAUAAAUAAGCUUAAAUUGUAUUUUAAAGGAACCUUUUAUUUAUUUAAUUUAUAUAAAUCAAAACUAAUUGACUGAAAAAACAACCCUAUCCUCAAAGAUAAAUUUCCUUAAUUCAACUGAAAAACUGUCAAAAAGAUAUAUUUGUAA